Messenger RNA from Paramisgurnus dabryanus, 2240 nucleotides. RefSeq names its product ELOVL fatty acid elongase 4b (gene elovl4b). Gene Ontology annotation, biological process: very long-chain fatty acid biosynthetic process; sphingolipid biosynthetic process; fatty acid elongation, saturated fatty acid. Gene Ontology annotation, molecular function: fatty acid elongase activity. Gene Ontology annotation, cellular component: endoplasmic reticulum membrane; endoplasmic reticulum. Lineage: Eukaryota; Metazoa; Chordata; Actinopteri; Cypriniformes; Cobitidae. The record is from RefSeq and is a predicted model, not a curated record.
CCCAGUGUAAGACAGAUGGGUCUCCAGUGAGUGUCUGAGACACAGAGACAUCAGACGAUGCGUUUGCCUCAUAUCUCCGAACCCUUAUAGUUGCACAGCUUUUGCCUUUGCGUUAUUAUUGCCAAAGCUGAUGUGUUUAAACGCGCACUGUAGAUUUAAAUCCAGACAUUUAUUCACUUUGAUAUUCCAGCAGAGCCACGCUACACCUGAUGUCGACAUAGGCGCGCGCUUACAAGUAUAAGCAUCUUAGAACUAGAGCCAUGGACACCGUCAUUCACUUUGUGAAUGACUCUGCAGAGUUUUAUAAAUGGAGCCUUACCAUAGCAGAUAAGCGCGUGGAAGAAUGGCCGAUGAUGGCAUCUCCGCUCCCGACCCUCGGGAUCAGCGUCCUCUACCUGCUCUUUCUUUGGGCCGGACCGCUUUAUAUGCGGAGCCGAGAGCCCUUUCAACUGAGAAAGACUCUUAUUGUGUAUAAUUUCAGCAUGGUGCUGCUUAACUUCUACAUUUGCAAAGAGCUGAUCCUAGGAUCCAGAGCGGCCGGAUACAGCUACCUCUGUCAGCCUGUCAACUACUCAAAUGAUGUUAAUGAAGUCAGGAUAGCGUCGGCCCUGUGGUGGUACUACAUCUCUAAAGGAGUGGAGUUUUUGGACACAGUGUUUUUCAUCAUGAGAAAGAAGUUUAAUCAGGUCAGCUUCCUGCACGUCUACCAUCACUGCACCAUGUUCAUCUUGUGGUGGAUCGGCAUUAAAUGGGUUCCUGGUGGACAGUCGUUUUUUGGCGCUACAAUAAACUCGGGCAUUCAUGUUCUGAUGUACGGUUACUACGGCCUGGCGGCGUUCGGUCCUAAGAUCCAGAAAUACUUGUGGUGGAAAAAGUAUCUAACCAUCAUUCAGAUGAUCCAGUUUCACGUCACCAUCAGUCACGCGGCUCAUUCCCUCUACACGGGCUGCCCGUUCCCGGCUUGGAUGCAGUGGGCUCUGAUUGGUUACGCCGUCACUUUCAUCAUCCUGUUUGCCAAUUUCUACUACCAGACUUACCGCCGCCAACCGCGCCUCAAACCGGCCAAAUCUGCCACCAAUGGCAUCUCCAAUGGCAUCAGUAAGACACCGGAGUUCGUCGAAAAUGGAAAGAAGCCAAAGAAAGAACGAGCAAAGAGCGAUUAAAAAGAAGGAUAGACUGUAAAGAGAGAACAGGGUGUAAAACUGCUCAUAUGCUCUCAAGAACUACAGACGUUUGGUAUUUGGCUAAAUCUGUGUUGUUAAUUGGUUUGUAAAAGCAUAUAAAGGAUGAGAUAUUUCACAAAAGAGACAUUUCUCUAAGCGAGAUAACUCAGAGAUUUAUUUACCAUCUGUGGAGCUGCAAGGGAUAUUAUGUUUGCAUCUGGUUUUACAACAGUUUAAAUAGUAAAUAUGCUUUUUCACAUACUGUACUGUCCACAGAAAUGUAGCUCACUCUCAUUAGUCUUGUUUAAUGCAUGCAGCUGAUGAAAGAUUAUUGCACGUCACAUGUUCCUCCUCACACAUCACGAAUCAGUCCACAACACCAAAACCCUAAACAACAAUAAUACGGUUUUGUGGAGACAGAAAGACACAAAGUUAUGAUCUGCUUAAACCUUGGGUUGUCGCAAAACAAGGUUUAAAAUUGAACUGAUGAUAGCUGCUGCAAACAAGCUAUUUCAAACGUUGCAGUAAAAUUGAAUAUACAGUAUGAACUUUCUACCAAAGACAAUCCUACAUAUGGUGAAUCUGGUUAACAACAUAUUUAAUUUCAUUUAUCAGAACCUGAGACAGCUGAUGAAAAUAAAAUGAAAGCUGUUUACUUGAGAAGCAUUGUUUCACAUGUUAAUUUGGACUUUUAAAUCAGACAUAUUAAACACAGACUUUCUGUGUCUUUAAUGUUUGUAAUGUCAUGUAUGUGUACUCUAUUGCUUUGUGCAUGUAGUUUUUUAAAAGGAUUAUAUAGAAAAAGUGCAAAGUUAUUUUGCAUUGCAGUUUAACAAAGUCAUUUUGCUUUUUAAAGUUCAAUUUUCUCAUGUUAAUAAAAGUCUGUAUUUGACAAAAUCUCAAUCAUUCAAAAUGUUAACAUAAGAAAACAACGGCCGUAUUAUUAUUAUCUACAAAAAUUAAUUCAGGUUAUGUUCAGUAGAUAUAUUUGUGAUUUGGUCACCAUGUGUGCAGCAAUUUCUAAAAAUGUUCAAUGUAAUUACGGAACUAAAGGAAAUAAACAUGAUGUCAACCUCC